Molecule: messenger RNA, 1308 nt
Organism: Diprion similis
Lineage: Eukaryota; Metazoa; Arthropoda; Insecta; Hymenoptera; Diprionidae
Product: calcium and integrin-binding protein 1-like
Exons: 6
Coding region: 400-978 (192 amino acids)
Molecular function (GO): calcium ion binding
Source: RefSeq, a predicted model, not a curated record
UUGCGUCACAAGGUGGAGUUGUUGACGCGAACGUGCUGAAAAAACACGCAAUUACUGUACUUGUGAAUUCUUUUUCUCGAUUUUUCUUUGAAAUCAAUGCAGAGAGUGGAAUGAUCAAACGGUGUAAAAUAUUAGAUCUGUUAUCAGUUCGAGUCGAAUAUUAAAAUGGACAAAAUUGUUAACGAUUCGUUUUACAAUAAGUUUUCAACAACAAUGAAAAAAUAACCUUUUGACGCUCACCGCGGUGCGAUAAACAAGAAGUUAAAAUGAUAAGGUGGUAUUUUAACAAUCGUAAUUAUACCAGGUGACGCAUAACAAUUGAUUGCUCGAACGGGGGAAAAGUUGGUCUAAAUUGUCUGCUCGAAAGAGACUUUGAAAAAUUGACAAAAAUCUGGAAUCAUGGGGAGCUCAGUUAGUACAAAACAAAUUACCCAGGAAAAGCUGGAGGAGUAUUGCCAGCUGACUUUUUUAACGAAAGCCGAAAUCAUGCACAUUUACAAGCUCUUCAAAACCUUAGGACCAGAAGAAUUGCAAGAAGAUUUUAAAUAUAGAUUCCCUGUCGAAGACAUUGUCAAGAUUUUUCCAGCGAUUAGGCACAAUCCUUUCCGCGAUUCAAUCAUGAGGGUCUUCUCUUCAGAACAAGACGGUCAUUUUAGCUUCGAGGAUACUCUCGACCUGUGUUCUGCACUUUCAGAAAAUUGCCCGGAGGAGGUCCGAGCCGCUUGGGCAUUUCGAAUUUUCGACUUCGAUGGCGAUAAUCAGCUGUCGCUUGACGAUUUGAUCGAGUCUAUAGAGAGAUUAACUGGUUUAAACGAGAACAGCGAGCCUCGAAUUGAUCGGCCAAGUUCCGAGUACAUUGCCCAAGCGGUACUUCAAGAGAUGGACAUGGACCAUACCGGAAGUGUAGCCCCUCAAGAGUUCGUCCACAUCGUUUCCAGGAUGCCAGAGUUCACGCUCACUUUCAGAUUUAUGCCCUAGCUACGAGGAAAGCAGACUAUCGUGGGUAUAAUUAAGAAACGAGCACAUCAAUUGGAACGGAAUUCUACGAGAGGACCGUGGAUUGAAUUACUACGUGUUAAUGAACGUCAUGAAUAACAUACGAAGUUUUGAAAAGUGCCAACGUUUAAUAAAUUCAACAGUAUUAGUUCGUAAUUACCGUUCAAAUGUCGUUAAAAUACACUGAAAACUGCAACAGUAAGUCGAUCAAAAUCGUAUUCUAGUCAGGGUAAUUCGUUAAAAAUCUCUGAUUGCGCAAUUGGCUUUUGGAUAAAAAUUAUUAUAUAUCAUAUGUGUAUUAAAUUAUGACAA